CGGGGCUUAUCUGUGGGCGGGGCUUCCUCGAGUUCCGGAGUCGAGUUGCUGCCUGGGCCGGAGCGGAGAUGCAGCCGCCGCCCCGAAAAGUGAAGCCAUCCCAGGAGGUGAAGCUUCGCUUCCUGGAGCAGCUGAGCAUCCUUCAGACCCGGCAGCAGAGAGAGGCGGACCUACUGGAGGAUAUCAGAUCCUACAGCAAGCAGAGGGCAGCCAUUGAACGGGAGUAUGGGCAGGCACUCCAGAAACUGGCUGGGCCAUUUCUGAAGAGGGAAGGACACCGGAGUGGGGAGAUGGACAGCAGACUUUCUCUGGGGAGAGGCAGGAUGGUGUUUGGUGCCUGGCGCUGCCUGCUGGAUGCCACCAUGGCUGGGGGCCAAGCCCGGCUCCAGGCAUCUGACCGAUACCGUGACCUGGCAGGAGGCACAGGGCGGAGCGCUAAGGAGCAGGUGCUUAGGAAGGGAGCAGAGAACCUCCAGAGGGCGCAGGCCGAGGUGCUGCAGUCUGUCCGGGAGCUGAGCCGAAGUCGAAAGCUGUAUGGGCAGCGUGAACGGGUGUGGGCCUUGGCACAGGAGAAAGCGGCUGAUGUCCAGGCCAGGCUUAACCGAAGUGACCAUGGCCUCUUCCACACUCGGACCAGUCUCCAGAAACUCAGCACCAAGCUGUCUGCCCAGUCGGCCCAGUACUCCCAGCAGCUGAGAGCGGCCCGCAAUGAGUACCUGCUCAACUUGGUGGCCACCAAUGCCCACCUUGACCACUACUACCAGGAAGAACUGCCGGCUGUGCUCAAGGCCCUGGUCAGCGAGCUGUUGGAACACCUGAGGGACCCGCUGACUUCACUGAGCCGCACUGAGCUGGAAGCUGCAGAGAUGGCUCUGGAGCAUGCCCACCGUGGGGGGCAGGCGACCUCCCAGGUAAGCUGGGAGCAGGAUCUGGAGCUUUUUCUUCAGGAGCCCGGAGUAUUUUCCCCCACCCCACCUCAGCAGUUUCAGCCAGCAGGGAAUGAUCAGGUGUGUGUCCUGGAGCUGGAGCAGGGCGCAGGAGGUGUCGCCGGGCAGAGUAGCCUGGAGAAAGAAGUUCAACGCUGGACCAGCCGAGCUGCCCGAGACUACAAGAUCCAGAACCAUGGGCAGCGGGUGCUGCAGCGGCUGGAGCAGAGGCGGCAGCAGGCUUCAGAGCGGGAGGCUCCAGGCAUAGAACAGCGGCUGCAGGAAGUGAGGGAGAGCGUCCGGCGGGCACAGGUGAGCCAGGUGAAGGGGGCUGCCCGGCUGGCCCUGCUGCAGGGGGCUGGCCUGGAUGUGCAGCACUGGCUGAAGCCAGCCAUGACCCAGGCCCAGGAUGAGGUGGAGCAGGAGCGACGGCUCAGCGAGGCCCGGCUGUCCCAGAGGGACCUCUCUCCCACGGCUGAGGAUGCUGAGCUCUCUGACUUUGAGGAAUGUGAGGAGACUGAGGAGCUCUUUGAGGAGCCCGCCCCCCCAGCCCUGGCCACCAGGCCCCUCCCCUGCCCUGUCCAUGUGGUGUUUGGCUAUCAGGCAGGACAUGAGGACGAGCUGACCAUCACAGAGGGCGAGUGGCUGGAGGUCAUAGAGGAGGGAGAUGCCGAUGAAUGGGUCAAGGCUCGGAACCAGCACGGUGAGGUAGGCUUUGUCCCUGAGCGGUAUCUCAACUUCCCGGACCUCUCCUUCCCUGAGAGCAGCCAUGACAGCGACAAUCCUUCGGGGGCAGAGCCCACAGCGUUCCUGGCCCGCGCCCUGUACAGCUACACGGGACAGAGCGCAGAGGAACUGAGCUUCCCCGAGGGGGCGCUUAUCCGCCUGCUGCCCCGGACCCAGGAUGGAGUGGAUGAUGGCUUCUGGAGGGGAGAAUUUGGGGGCCAUGUUGGGGUCUUCCCCUCCCUGCUGGUGGAGGAGCUACUUGGCCCCCCAGGGCCAUCUGAACUCUCAGACCCUGAACAGAUGCUGCCAUCCCCUUCCCCUCCCAGCUUCUCCCCUCCUGCACCCACCUCUGCCUUGGAUGGGUCGCCUGCACCUGUCCUGCCCGGUGACCAAGACCUGGACUGCCCUGGACCCCUGGACGUGAUGGCGCCUCGACUCAGGCCGAUGCGUCCACCGCCUCCCCCGCCAGCUAAAGCCCCGGAUCCUGGCCACCCAGAUCCUCUCACCUGAAGCCAGGGGGAAUCACUUUCCCCCAGUGAUGCUGCUGCCCCUAUCUCCGUGCUGUCAGAGACCACCCCUCCCCACGGUGAUCCAGAGCGACACAGCCAAAAGCUGGAAUCUCCCUGAUUUCCGUUCUCACCUUCAUGGGUAGAAACUUCUUCUCUCCCCAUUUCUGGGGCUGGAACCCACUCCUUUUUUGCCAUCAUCCUCCAGCCAUCUCUAAGGGCUGAAACUACUCCUUUGUCUUCUGCUACCACCCCAUCUCUAGGGUGGUGAAAUACCCUGAAAUGUCUGGGAUUGGAAUUCAUCCCCCAAAGUCUUGAGUGGCUCUGGCUUAUUUGUGUCUCCACCCUGGUUCUGUGAAUCACACCACUCCAGAUGCCAGAGCCACUGGGGUUGGGGGCUGGGAUGGGGGCAGGCCUGUCAGAAGGAGCUGGAGCCAGUAUGCGAAGCAGCUGUAAUGGUCUGAGCGGAUUUA
This is a messenger RNA of Balaenoptera acutorostrata (minke whale), 2631 nucleotides long. RefSeq names its product FCH and double SH3 domains 1 (gene FCHSD1). The coding region runs from base 69 to 2162 and encodes 697 amino acids. Gene Ontology annotation, biological process: regulation of actin filament polymerization; neuromuscular synaptic transmission. The record is from RefSeq and is a predicted model, not a curated record. Lineage: Eukaryota; Metazoa; Chordata; Mammalia; Artiodactyla; Balaenopteridae. Gene Ontology annotation, molecular function: protein binding. The transcript is spliced from 20 exons. Gene Ontology annotation, cellular component: neuromuscular junction; recycling endosome.